AUGGGAGACACUCGAAAGACGAGGUUUCGAGGCUUCCUCGACGACUUUCGAAGUCGAAGCAAGUCACCAGCCACUUUUGGGCAAAAGGACAAGGCUGAGAGCCAGGCAAACAAGGGCAAGACUAAAGACACAUCGAUCCAGAAGCCGUUGAGUGUGGGAGAGCAGAUGUGGCAGAAAUUGUUUGCCGAGCUCGACCAGGAAGAGCGGGAGUUGCUGAAGAAAUACAAAGUCGCGGAGUCCGGAGAGAUCAAAGCCACCCUAGCAGAAAUCAAGAAUGCCGCGGAGAUUCAGGAGAAGAAAUGUACUGAAAAAAAGCCGUACGAGUUCUUCGGGAAGCAGGUCAAUCUGAGAGACGCAGCAGAGAAGGUCGUUCGAUGGGUGAAAAAAUUUGAAGCCGUGGGCGAUAUUGCCUCGACGGCCGACCCCAUCCACGCCGGCUUGCCUUGGGCGGGAAUCAAAUUCAUCCUCCGAGUGACAACAAGUUCCUUCGAGGAGAGAGCGGCACUGAUACUGGGCAUGGAAACCUCGUGGGAGAUGAUCAACAGGCUCCAGGUGUAUAUGGAUUUCCGCUUGCACAUUCCACAGUCGAUGGAGGAACACUUUGACGGCACACUGCUACCUCUGCAGACCAGUCUUGUGGCGUUUUUGCUGCGUGCGAUCAAAAAACUUGGCCAAGGAGGCAGCGGGAAGAACCUCCUUAAAGCCAUGUGGAGGAGUGAGGAAGUGAGAGACUUUGAUAAGAAGUGCGAGUCACUAGUCAAGAAAGUGGAAGAUGCUGCACAGGUUUGUCAUCGUGAACUAUCCCGGAAGGGGAGAGAAGACGUGGUGAAGCAAUUGGAAAGGAUACAAGGGAGUAUAGAUGACAUUGCUCAGUUCAAACUUGGGCUGGAUAAGAUCCAGACAGUGGUUGAGGGUAUUUGGAAAAGCAUGGAACGUGGAAAAAGGGGAGAAAUCCUAACUUGGAUCUCGGAAGAUUCGGCCGACGCCCGACAUCAGAGGACGAGAAACCGAGUCAGAGACACUUGUGAUUGGAUUUUGGCAGAGGAGCCUUUCAAAGACUGGAAAUUCGUUGGAGCCGGCAAAACCUUCCUCACAUCCAGAGUCAUCGACGAUAUACACUCUAGUAUCCGAGAUGACCAAGCUUUGGCCUACUUCUACUGCGACAAGUUCGACACGACCCUGACCGGCGACAGAAUUCUCCGAUGCUUCGUGAAACAAUUAGCAACGCCGAAGGAAAUCAAGAUGUCAUCCACGCCGAGAUUGCCAGGAUAUACGAAGACAGGCAGAGCAGAGGUCUUUCUGGUCCUCGACGGCUUCGAUGAAUGCGACUCAUCGACGAGGGACGAGAUUUCUGAUGCUUUCGAAGCUCUCCGGGUGGAUGGGAGGAUAUGGAUCUUUGUCUCUGGCCGUCCUGAUAUGGGAACGUACCUUCCCUCUCCCAGAGCCGAAAUUGCCAUAGAACAGAGAAAGACCAUGGUCGACAUCGAAAAGUUCAUCACGUCGCAAAUCGAAAUUUCACAAACUCGUUCACCGCCCAAAAGGGCAGGCCAGUUACUCAAAGAAGGCAGCGAACUGAGGAAGCUCGUUGAGAAAAGUAUUCUGGACAAGAGCGAUGGCAUGUUCCAAUGGGCUGCAUUGCAGAUGAAUCAGAUUUUGAAUCUCAAAGCCAUCCGUGACAUUGAAGCUCAACUUAAAAAGUUUCCCAGAGGCCUUACUAGUGCGUAUGAUGCUAUUUUCGAGAAGAUCGAAAACCUGGAUGGAGACCAGCCGAGAAUCGCUGAACGAACGUUCCAAUGGGUAAAAGUUGGAGAGGGAUAUUUCUUUGACUCCGAGGUCUCACUCGUGCUUGCAGGCGUCUCUCAAGAUUAUAAUGACGACAGACUACAACCAGUCUCGAUCGACACCGACUACGUACUUGAUGCAUGCCAGAAUUUGAUCGUAUGCGAGGAUGGCUACUUCAGAAAAUUCCUUGGUCUGGAUCUCUCUACGCCAUCGCCUUCGCCAUUCACAAGCUAUUUUGACCAUGCGCCAGAAUCUUUUGAAGAAACCUUGAAGAACCAUCCUCUAUGGGCAGCGUGCUAUUUCAAACUCGAGUCCUCCUUUGAAGACAUUCUCGAAGCUAUUCCAAGAGACUUUGAUCUGGAAAAUAGAAACGAAUACGGAGAGACUCUCCUGGACCUGGCAGCUGAAAACACAAGCAAAUCCAUAGUGGAAGGUCUGUUGAAACUUGGCGCAAAGCCGACAGGAACGGCGAUUAGACGACUCGCGCUCUGGGAUCGACCAGAUUUGUUGCAGCUGUUUGACGACCGCAUUGACGAUGUGGACAUAAUCUACACAGCCUUGGCAGAUGAAUAUAUGGGUUGCACGGAGAAAUGUCUCUUACAAUUGCUCAACCUUGGAAAGAAAAGCCUCCGCCAGGAUUGGUAUGAUUAUCACAGGAUACGAUUUAAGAUAGUCAACGAGGAUAUGGUCGGGUUGCGCGCUUUACUUGAGGAGGGAAUUAAGGCGGAAGCUGGAGAGAAAAGUGGCGUCAACUACCGCGAUGAACAUCCCUACAGGGCCUUCCAUUUAAAUCUUUUCGAAUCUGUGCAGAGAGGCAAUGUGUUGGCUAUCCAAUUGCUACUCAAUCACGGCGCCGAUGUGAACAAGCAAGAAAUAAACGAGUAUCCCCGCUUAUCCAAUGCGCUGGGAUACGCAGUCUUUUACGGCGCAUCUGAAGAGCUUGUGUCUCUCCUUUUGAGAAGAGGGGCCAAUCCCAACGCCGAAUUUGAUAGUGGCAUUCACGACGGGGGCGAGUCUAUUCUGUCUCUGGCGGUCCGCGGGGGAAACCCAAGCCUCGUCAAACUACUGGUUGAAAGUGGAGCAAAUAUCAAUGGAGAAGGCGAGACUCUGGGUUUACCUUUGCGAGAAGCUCUGUUUUCCGAAAAAGAAGAUAUCAUGACUUAUCUAUUUGAGAAGGGUGCAGAUGCAAGCAAGGUUUCUCGCGAAUGGGUCAUGGAGUACAUUGAACAGUGCUGCAAUGGACAAAUCAGCGCGCGGUUUGCAAAAGAUAAGUUACUUCUACUCCGUGAGAAAGGGGGUCCAGUUGAAGAAGCUGAUCUUGAAUGGUUCGAAUAG
Messenger RNA from Cladophialophora immunda, 3117 nucleotides. RefSeq lists its product as uncharacterized. NCBI's taxonomy places the organism in Eukaryota, Fungi, Ascomycota, Eurotiomycetes, Chaetothyriales, Herpotrichiellaceae. The coding region runs from base 1 to 3117 and encodes 1038 amino acids. The record is from RefSeq and is a predicted model, not a curated record. Gene Ontology annotation, molecular function: protein binding. The transcript has 5 exons.